This is a messenger RNA of Emiliania huxleyi CCMP1516, 2964 nucleotides long. It is a transcript of the gene POLI, whose product is annotated as DNA polymerase iota. Gene Ontology annotation, cellular component: replication fork; site of double-strand break; nucleus. Gene Ontology annotation, biological process: error-prone translesion synthesis; response to radiation. NCBI's taxonomy places the organism in Eukaryota, Haptophyta, Isochrysidales, Noelaerhabdaceae. Bases 1 to 2964 code for a protein of 987 amino acids. Gene Ontology annotation, molecular function: DNA-directed DNA polymerase activity. The record is from RefSeq and is a predicted model, not a curated record. The transcript is spliced from 7 exons.
AUGGCGGUGAUCCACAUCGACGUCGACCGCUUCUUCCUCGCGGUCCACGCCCAAUUUGACCGGUCUGUUCGCGAGGGUCCAGGCACACCUCCAAUUGCGCUCUUCCAGUACAACGACGUCAUUUGUGUCUCCGCAUCCGCGCGCGCACUCGGCGUGCGCAAGCACAUGAGCCCGGAGGCUGCCCGCGCAGUCCUCACGCCGGCGGGCGGCCGGCUGGUGCACGCCUUCUGGCGGGACUGGCCGGGUCCGCGCACGUGGUACAAGCCGUAUCAGGACGCCUCCCGCGACCUCUUCGCCUGCAUCCGGGCGAGCCUCGACGCCGGCGCGGCGUGCGGCUCGACCCUCGAGCGCGCCUCGAUCGACGAGGGGUACGUCUCAGUCGAGGAGAGGCACGGGCCGGAGAGCGUCGCGGAGGAGCUGGUGCGAUCCGUGCGGGAGAGGCUCGGCUUGCCGGUCUGCUGCGGCGUCGCGCCCAACAAGCUGCUCGCCAAGCUCGCCUCCUCCGCCGCCAAGGCCUCCGGCGGCGGCUCUGGCGCCAGCGGGCGCGUGUAUGCAGUCCGCAGCGACGAGGAGGCGCAGGCGUUGCUGCGGCAGACAGCGGCGCACAGGCUGCCGGGCCUCGGCUCGCGCGCCGACGCGCUGGCGAGGGCCGGCAUCGAGGUCGCCUCGCAGCUCCAGACCCUCGAUGUGCCGCGGCUGCAAGCCGUCCUCAGCCUCUCCCCCGCCGCCGCCGCUGCCGCCCACGACGCUUGCCGCGGGGUGAGCAGCGCCGCGGUGGUCGAUGCGCCUCCAAAGUCUGCGUCUGUCACCUCCUGGCUCGCGCACACUCCGCUCUCGCUCCUCGCGGGCUGCGGCAGCCGCACCACGCCUGGCCCGGACCACCGCGCGGGGCCAACCCACAGCCGGACUCUCCCACUCCCCCCCGCUGCACUGGCGGGGCUGCGGGCGGGCGGGCCGGUGCGGUCGGGCGCGAGGUAUCUGGAGAGCGAUCUCGCCGGAGAGCGGCGGGAGAUGAUCUCACCAGAGACGCUCUGGGUCGAGGGGCGCACCGCAGCAGAGCGCUCCGCCGCCGUCUCGCGACUCGAGAGCGGGGACGGCGCGCACGCGGCGCGGGUCUCGGCGCUUGUGCGGGCCGUGGCGGGCGGCGUGGCGGCGUGGGCGACGGAGCUGCCGCCCAACACAAACAUCGCGCAGCUCACGCUCGCCGCGCACAGCUUCACGGCGCUGCCGGCGGCCGGGACGCCGUCGGUGCGUUCCUUCCUCGGCAAGAGGCCGACGCCCACAUCGCCGCCGCCACUCCGCCCCUUGCCGCCGCCCUCCUCUCCGCCGCCGCCCUCUUCGCCGCCGUCUUCGCCGCCGCUCUGCUCGUUGCCGCGUGGCCUUGAGCCUCCCUCUGCGUGCGUGGUGCACCUCGACAUCGACAAUUUCUACUGCGCAGUCGAAGCUGCCGAUGAGCCGCGGCUGCGCGGGGUUCCACUCGCGGUGACGCAGGGGAACGCGGGCGGCUUCGUGGCGCUGAGCGCGGAGGCCAAGGCGGCAGGGCUGCGCAAGGGCGACGGCGUGGGCGAGGGUGGCCGUCGCAACAUCCCGGCGCUCGCGCGGAGGCGGGCCCCCGAGCUGGUCGUCCGCCCGAUGCGGGUCGAGAGGUACAGGCAGGUCGCCUCCUCCGUGCUCGCGUUGCUCCGGCGGUGGGGCCGUGUCGAGAAGACGAGCUACGACGACUUUUAUGUGGACGUGACGGCGGCGGCGGCGGCGGCGGCGGCGGCGGCGGCGGCGGCGGCGGCGGCGGCGGUUGGUGUCGGCGGUGCAGGGGAGCUGGCGCCCGACCUCUCUGCCGCGUGCAGCGUCGCGCAGGAGAUGCGCGCUGCGGUCCUCGCCGAGCUGCAGCUCCCCUCUUCGGCGGGCGUCGCCCGCAACAAGCUGGCGGCGCGGCUGCUCUCCGCCGCCGCCAAGCCAGCCGGCGAGCUCAAGGGCGGCCUUGCGGCGGUCGCCGAUGCGAGCGCUGCCGCCUUUCUUCGCUCGCGCCGUCUGCUCACCAUCCCGGGCUUGCAGCAGAAGCGAGGUCGCGCCCUCGCCGAGGCGCUCUCACACUUGGCUCGCCACGCGGAGGUUCGCCAAGCGGGCGGCGGCACGGGAGGCGGCGCGGGCGGAGUGGACGGCGGCAGCCCUGGCUUUGGCCCCUACUCUACGUCGAGCCUCACCCUCGGUGACGCGCUCUCCGUCGGGCGGGCUGAGCUCGCUCGGCUGGUCGGCGAGGCGGAGGCGGCGGAGCUGCUCAGGCUCGGCGAGGGCGGUUGUGACGGCGGCGUUGUCGAGCGGGGCCCGGCGAGGAGCAUUUCUGCCGAGGUCUCCUUCCCGCCGACCAGCGACGCGGCGCGGCACGCCGAGACGCUCCGCGGCCUCGCGGCGACGCUCCUGCGCCGCUGCGCCGCCGACGGCCGCCCGCCGCGCCGGCUCGUCCUUAGCUGGAGGUGCGGCUACGCGCGGGAGGAGCUCCCAGCCUCGAGUGGCGGCGGCGGCGGCGGCGGGGGUGCGCUCCGCUCACACCGGCUUGCGUGGCCGGCGGCUGCCGCGGCGUGUCUGGCGGGCCGAGGAGACGCCGCCACCGCCGCCCGCGCCCUCGUGUCGGCCUCGCUCGGCGACUUGGCCAGCCGGGCGAGCGAGCAGCGCCUCACGCGCCUCGUCCUCUCGGCAGAGUACGCCGCGCAGCUCCCGCAACAGGCGGGCUCGCUCGACCGCUUCCUCCUGCCGGCGGCGCGGGGAGGGGAGGGCGAGACGGGCGCGGCGGGCGCGGUGGGCGCGGAGACGGCAUGGGCGGCGGGGGCGGAGGCGGCACGCGCCGAGGCGGAGGCGGAGGCGGCAGGGGACCCUCCGGGUGGCGGUCAGAUUGUGCCGUGGGAUGAGUGGGAGGAGGAGGAGGGAGAGGCGGAGUGGGAGGAGGCAUGGAUAAGCGAGCCCGGCUGA